Messenger RNA from Nannospalax galili (Upper Galilee mountains blind mole rat), 2230 nucleotides. RefSeq names its product RCC1 and BTB domain containing protein 2 (gene Rcbtb2). Lineage: Eukaryota; Metazoa; Chordata; Mammalia; Rodentia; Spalacidae. Gene Ontology annotation, molecular function: protein binding. The transcript is spliced from 15 exons. The record is from RefSeq and is a predicted model, not a curated record. The coding region runs from base 482 to 2137 and encodes 551 amino acids.
AUAGAACUUCCUGCCCGAGUUGGAAAUAGGUUGCUUUUUUUCUUUUGUUCUGUACGAGGCGAAGGUUUAACCCAGGACAGUAACAAAGGAUAUGUGGCAGACGUGCUUUUAGCACAUUACCGGAGUUUUUACAAUCAGAGUCCGGACUCUGAUAGCCCUAACAAACUAGGCUGGGCCUCAGUAGGCCAAUUGAAGACACAAGUAAUAGUGAAAACAGAGAUUUAUUCAAUAUGGGCACCUUGGGAAGAGGAACAAAGGAAGAGUCACACUAACUUUUUCCUAGAAGACAACUUCACAAGGCUCCAAAAGGAACACGAUUAAAGAUGACUGAAUCUGGGGCUACAGAACUUUAAAGCAGUAAGUUUAGCAAAUCAUACAUUCUUCAGGAGCUGAGAAUUGAUAAGUUUGGUCUUCACGGUGAUUUGGAACUUUCCAGUCCCAGAGAAAAGUUACCCAAGGGACUGCAGAGAACUGAGUCCAUAUGGAAGAAGAACUUCCUCUUUUCUAUGGAGAAAGUGGCAAGCCAGUACAGGCUACCCUGUCAUCGUUGAAGAUGUUAGAUGUGGGAAAGUGGCCAAUUUUUUCCCUUUGUUCUGAGGAAGAAUUGCAGUUAAUUCGUCAGGCUUGUGUCUUUGGCAGUGCUGGCAAUGAAGUUUUAUACACUACGGUCAAUGAUGAGAUUUUUGUACUUGGCACAAACUGCAGCGGCUGUCUCGGGGUAGGUGAUGUUCAGAGCACCAUUGAGCCUCGGAGAGUGGACUUUUUAACUGGCAAAAAGAUAGCCAGCCUCAGUUAUGGGAGUGGCCCACACAUUGUCCUUGCGACAACAGAAGGAGAAGUCUUUACCUGGGGUCAUAAUGCUUAUAGCCAACUUGGCAAUGGGACCACGAAUCAUGGUUUAGUUCCCUGCCACAUCUCUACUAAUUUGUCAAACAAACAAGUCAUUGAGGUUGCUUGUGGGUCAUACCAUUCUUUGGUCCUAACAUCUGACGGAGAGGUAUUUGCCUGGGGUUAUAAUAACUCUGGACAGGUAGGAUCUGGCUCAACAGCUAAUCAGCCCAUUCCUCGAAGAGUCACUGGCUGUUUACAGAAUAAAGCAGUUGUGAAUAUAGCUUGUGGGCAGAUGUGCUCAAUGGCGGUUGUGGACACUGGGGAGGUCUACGUCUGGGGUUACAAUGGGAAUGGGCAACUGGGACUGGGCAGCAGUGGCAACCAGCCAACCCCGUGUAGAGUGGCAGCUCUGCAAGGCAUUCGUGUCCAGCGGGUUGCCUGUGGCUAUGCACACACAUUAGUAUUAACAGAUGAAGGUCAAGUGUAUGCUUGGGGUGCAAACUCUUAUGGCCAGUUGGGCACUGGCAAUAAAAGUAACCAGUCCUAUCCUACCCCUGUUGUUGUGGAAAAGGACAGAAUCAUAGAGAUUGCAGCCUGUCACUCUGCCCAUACAUCUGCUGCCAAGACCCAAGGUGGGCACGUGUACAUGUGGGGCCAGUGCCGGGGCCAGUCAGUGAUCCUCCCCCACCUCACCCACUUCUCCUGCACCGAUGAUGUGUUUGCCUGCUUUGCCACCCCUGCUGUCACCUGGCGCCUUCUCUCUGUGGAACCUGAUGAUCACCUCACUGUGGCUGAGUCACUGAAGAGGGAAUUUGACAAUCCUGACACAGCAGACCUCAAGUUUCUGGUUGAUGGAAAAUACAUUUAUGCACACAAAGUCCUUCUCAAAAUUAGAUGUGAACAUUUUCGUUCUUCGUUGGAGGACAAUGAAGAUGACAUUGUAGAAAUGAGUGAAUUUUCCUAUCCUGUGUACCGAGCUUUCCUGGAGUACCUGUACACAGACAGUAUCAGCCUAUCUCCUGAGGAGGCAGUAGGACUGCUAGAUUUGGCUACAUUUUACAGAGAAAAUCGUUUGAAAAAGCUGUGCCAGCAAACUAUCAAGCAAGGAAUCUGUGAGGAGAACGCUAUUGCCCUGCUCUCAGCUGCAGUGAAAUAUGACGCCCAGGACUUAGAAGAAUUCUGCUUCAGGUUCUGCAUAAACCAUUUGACUGUGGUAACACAAACUUCAGGCUUUGCAGAAAUGGACCACGAUCUUCUGAAGAACUUCAUCAGCAAAGCCAGCAGGGUUGGGGCCUUUAAAAACUGACUACCGCCUGCAGGAAAGGAACAUGAAGCCUUUCCAUUUCAUCCCUGAAAAAAAAAAAAAAGAAAAAGAAAAAGAAAAAGAAAAAAAGCCACU